Messenger RNA from Daldinia decipiens, 2502 nucleotides. RefSeq lists its product as uncharacterized. Bases 361 to 2256 code for a protein of 631 amino acids. Gene Ontology annotation, cellular component: MUB1-RAD6-UBR2 ubiquitin ligase complex. NCBI's taxonomy places the organism in Eukaryota, Fungi, Ascomycota, Sordariomycetes, Xylariales, Hypoxylaceae. The transcript is spliced from 2 exons. Gene Ontology annotation, biological process: establishment or maintenance of cell polarity; ubiquitin-dependent protein catabolic process. The record is from RefSeq and is a predicted model, not a curated record.
CGUACCCGACCGACGCCUUUACCCCCAUGGUUGAAAACAAAAGAGACUUGGGUUUUCUUAUUACGCAUUUUUCACGGACAUCAGUUUCCAAAUUCUGCUGCCCAAGUACAGAAAGAACUGAACUUGGCACUUUUCCGUUAGGUACUUUGCAUUAAGUUCCCGCAUUAAAUUCUACGCGUCCGUUUCGACCCAUUGAAGAGGUGGUCUGCGUUUCGUAUAUAGAAGGGUCAUUUCCAAGGACGCAACCGCCGCUUCCAGCCAUAAUACCCACAUAUUGACGUUUCUGUACCAUCCACCGGCGUCACCCUUCUUCAAUUCUGCCGAUAUCAUCAUCAUUCUUGAAAUUCUAUAUCGCCCAACAUGAGAGAAGUCAAUUUUAGCAUCCCCAACGUCAAUAAGGCGUCGGUGGGCAUCACCACCGCCUUAUACGACCGCCGGGCACUUGAUUGCACUUCAACUCUCCCCCUCAUCAACUCGCUCAAUCAUCUCGCUUACCUUACGACUUCUUCGGCUCGCAUUCGGGAUAUCCUAACCGUCGACGGAGGAAUCGAGAGGCUGGUAUGCAUAUUGAAACAGGGACGGAGCAAAGAUAUGAUGGAUAUGUGGAAGUGGAAUCUAGCCUUCCAGUGUGUAGUCAACAUUGGAGUUAGAGGAACUGAGAAUGUGAGGACUCGGGUGGUCGAGGCUGAUAUGGUUCCCGUUAUCGCAACUAUACUCGAUAACUAUAUCAAGGUUAUCGAAAAGUGCCGCGAAAAGGCAGAAGAGGCCAAGCAGAAGCAGAUAGCUGACCACCAACAGCGACACCGGAGUCAUAGCCAUCGGGAGCCGCCAUUCAAAUCAUCUUUCGCAAAUCGUUCUAGUCGCUUAGACCUCGACCAAAGGGCUUUCCGUCGGCAAGCUCCACCGCCGUCUAUCGAUGUCGCAGCCGCUUCUUUUGCGAGCACGUCGGCUGCGGCCGAGCAGGCUACUACUGAGGUUGCUCCAGCUAUCCCAUCAUUUCCCAUCACAUCUCCUCCAGAUCGUUCUGCUUUCCCCAACCACCGUCAUCAUCACCAUCAUCAUCACCACCAUCACCACCAUCAUCAUCACAGACAAGAAAGUCGGCCGAACAUUAUAUCACCGUCGCGGCAGGUGAUCCAACCCUUGGCGAGUGCGGUCCCGACUAUGGAGGCGGUUGAUGGUUUCAUUCGUCCUGUUCGAGACAUCGACCGACUACCAUCAAUGGUACCAGUUUUCCACCCCGGCCUACCAUCACAACCUACUUCGCCUACCACGCCUUUACCUCCACCUCAAACCCACUCGCCGGCGGUUAGACCUACCUCGGAAUUAAUGCCAAACGGUCGGUCUAGGCGACGCCCUUCCAUACGUCAUCAGAACUCGACUACGGAUGCGGAUGAUUUGAAUGCUACCGAUAGCGUGCAAUCAGACGAGUCUCAAGAUGCUGAGAUGUCUGGUACUGCUGACAUCCAGCCUACGGUUGGCUUCCAGGAUAUUGCUAUGGAAGAGGGCGACAGUACUCUAGCUGGUGCUGCUCUCGACUUGACAACGCCGACGGUCUCCGAGAUCCCAGAUGCGGGAACCUUCAACAUCACACAUCGAACCCCUCUAGACGGCAGUCUACCAAAUAACACGCCGACCCCCGGGCCGGCAAUGGGUCUUUCUCCUAACCGUCCCAUUGUGCCUACUCCGCAACCUUCUCUUCCGAACCAUGCAAGUGUACCGCGGUACCUUUUAGAUCGGCCAGUUCCCCCGAACCCGCAGAUGCUAGCAGCGAUGCCCAGAGAGGAGGAUGUAUUAAUGUCUCUGCAACUUCUAGCAUACGUUUCAAAGUACUGCAAUCUGAGGUCGUAUUUCCAACAGAGUCACCUCGUGCCGCGGCUUCAAAUAGGGAAGGAGUUGCAAUUACUUGACGGGGAUAACGUAACGGCAGAAUCAUUGGGACAGCAAGAGUACGAGGAAGAAUAUCUCCUUCCAAACGACUUUAACAUAUUCCCAUUGGUAGAGAAGUUCACAGUGCGGUAUCAUAGUACCGAUAUGCAAUAUUGGGCUGGGGUCGUGAUGCGUAACCUCUGCCGCAAGGACGAUACCCGAGGUGGCAUUCGACAAUGUGCAUACUACCAGUGCGGUAAAUGGGAGGAAUACACGCGGCAGUUUGCUAAGUGCCGGCGAUGCCGUCGAACGAAGUACUGCAGCAAGGAGUGCCAAAAGAGCGCUUGGGCAUUCCACCGUCACUGGUGUGUCGCCACUUCGCAAUGAUCAUGCCUUUCCAUUCCAUAUCCACAUCUCACAUCUCACGUCAUUACAUUUCGCAUGGCGUUUUCUCAGCAUAAAUGUUCUACUUGAUCGAUUUGAUUCAUGACUUGAAUUGCAUCGCGAAAGCAAGCAUAGCACCAACAUGGCGUCUGCGCUCUGAUACCACUGAUUUUGCUCAGCAUUAUGGCUCUCCUUUGUCACUGGCUGCUAUCGGACGGAUUAUUACGAAAUGCAGCCCCCUUUUUUCUC